Molecule: messenger RNA, 1814 nt
Organism: Carya illinoinensis
Lineage: Eukaryota; Viridiplantae; Streptophyta; Magnoliopsida; Fagales; Juglandaceae
Product: E3 ubiquitin-protein ligase RNF115-like
Exons: 2
Coding region: 86-988 (300 amino acids)
Biological process (GO): protein ubiquitination
Cellular component (GO): cytoplasm
Molecular function (GO): ubiquitin protein ligase activity
Source: RefSeq, a predicted model, not a curated record
AAAGAAGUCUUGGAUCGUACUGUAGCCUCCCCAAAAAGCCAUCCUUUUUCUCUCUUCAUGAGUCUUGCCCCUCGUAUAAAUUUCAAUGCACUUAUUUCUCCCGAGAGAAAACAUACCUAAAAACCAACCAAUGUCUCUGGUCAUCGGUCGGCCUCGUCUCACAAUUAGAGGAAUCCGAAGAGCAAGAACUUUCCGUUAUUUCUGGUGUCAAAACUGCCAUCGUAGUGUUAGUAUUGUGAUCUCCACAAACAUAUUCGAAACAUGUCCCCAUUGCUUCCAUGAGUUGCAUCUUGACCUGGACAUGUCAAGGCCUACCCCCGUGAUCACUGGACUUAGGAGCCUAGACGACUUGGCUCGCCUGCUCGACCCAUCUCCAAUGCCUCGUCAAAAUGCUGGUUUUGGCAGGAGAUUGGAAUUAGGGGUCCCUGAAGUUGGAAAUGGAGGAUCAUUUGAACAAGCUUGGAUUAGUACUCUUGUCGAACCGCCUCGUCCACCAAGACCUAUUUCUCCACCAUUUGAGGAGGUGCUGAACGAGUUGGUCGGAGGGAUGGCCCAGCAGAAUGACCUGCAGCCAGGGCCGCCUCCGGCUCCGGUUGCUGCAGUUUCAGCCAUCGAAGCCUUACUGCUAAGGGUGAAACUCACGCAGAAGCAUUUAGAUAACGACCCCGGUUGCCCGGUGUGCAAGGAAGAUUUUGAGGUUGGUGGGGAAGUGAGAGAGAUGCCAUGCAAACAUUUCUAUCAUUUCGAUUGCAUUGUCCCUUGGCUCUCCAUCCACAACACUUGCCCUGUUUGCCGCUAUGAGCUGCAAUUCACUUACGACAACUACGUUCUAGAAGACUUCAGAGAUGAUGAAGGUUUUCACUUUGAAGAUCUAACAAACGGGCUGAUCAACUGGUUAUGGAAUCGACUGUUCUUUUUCUGGCCUUUCCGUGCACUGUCGAGAUGGGCACAACGCUACCUUAAUUUUGAAGAUUCUACGCCACACUAGUUCCUCUGGGGGUUUUUCCUGGUGGCAUUCUUGGCCCAUUCUAUAGCUUUGUGUUCAUGUCACUGGCGGGUGCUAAAAACAGUUUCUCUGAACUCUACAAUUCAUAAUCAUGUUGCUUCCCCUUCCAAGGCAGGUAAAAGAAAAAAAAAAUAAUAAUUAGUUAAGGUAAGAAUGAUCAAGAUGAAGAUAUACAGCUGUGAUGAAAACACGUUGAAGCUUUUCAGGUACGUAAUCACAGCCUAUAUCUCAAGUGGAGUGAAAUAGCCAUGCAUGGAGUUGUUAUGUAAUGGAACAGAAAAUAUAGGGUAAAUUAUCUUAUAGGGAUCCUAAUUUAUAUAAUAAAAAAAUUAAAUUUUUCAAACCAGUGCGUAAAGCAUAUUGAGUAAAGUAAUUAAAUGGUAUAAUCUGAUUUAAAAAAUAAAUUUUAAAAUUUAAAUCUCAUACAUUAAAUAUUAUUAUUUAAAUAAUAUGGACGAGAUGACUUACGUACUAGCAAUAAUUCUUAUAGUAAAUUUAAAUAAACAAAAUUAGUUAAAUAAAAAUAAUUUUAAGAAAAUAAUUAAAAAAAUUUGACAUCAUUUCAAAUAACACAUAAUGAUAUUAUAAAAAAUUAAUAUUACGUACAGCUAUAGUUAUAGAAUGUUGAAGCGUCUAAUUAGUUUAAAAUUAAUUUAUUAUUAAAAAUUAUUUUCUUUCGUACACUUACACGAGGGCUACAGUAAUGAAUUUCAUCUUAAAUUUUCUUAUGAGAAAUGAUUUGUGCCGUCAAUAAAUACAGUCAGCAUGCAGUCGUUUUAAAAAAAAUAAAUUAAUAUAAGAUUUAUAU